Molecule: messenger RNA, 879 nt
Organism: Uloborus diversus
Lineage: Eukaryota; Metazoa; Arthropoda; Arachnida; Araneae; Uloboridae
Product: transcription factor LBX2-like
Exons: 2
Coding region: 1-879 (292 amino acids)
Biological process (GO): regulation of DNA-templated transcription
Molecular function (GO): DNA-binding transcription factor activity, RNA polymerase II-specific; DNA binding
Source: RefSeq, a predicted model, not a curated record
AUGUCCACUCUCACCGAUUCUGAAUCGCAAUCCUCCGAAAAGAUGACCCCACCUCUCUUGACAUCCGAAGACAGAGAGGAGGAUAAUGAGGACAUCGAUGUCACCAGUGUCCCUUCGGAAACUGGCGAAGCCGUGGUGUCCUCCGAUGAGGACGAACCGGAGGACGAGUACUUCAAGCCCAUCAAAAAACUCUGCAUGGCCUCUCGAGUGCCCGUGCCAGUGCCCCCGAGCAGCAAGCCCCUCAGCUCUUUCUUCAUCAAAGACAUUUUGAGCCACAAGCCGGCACCGGCCCGCUCGUCGGGGGCCGGGAUCGUCCGGCCCUGGGACCUGGACUCGUCUGUGUCGUCGCGGGGCCGCCCGCGCUCAGCAGACGAUGAUUCCCGCUCGGAGAGGUCCGAGUCCGACUCGCCGGAAAGCCCGCAGGUGACUAACCCUAAUGCGUCGCCUCUCGACGCUCUCUUCGAGAUGACCAGCAAGGCCUUCGAAGGACUGGAAGCCAACGAAAAGGCAUCAGAUUCGUCCCGUGAUCACCUGAGUAUGUUCAACAACCGCCAACAACCAAAGAAGAAGCGGAAAUCCCGAACCGCUUUCACCAACCAUCAAAUUUUCGAGCUGGAGAAAAGGUUCCUGUAUCAAAAAUACCUCUCCCCGGCGGACCGGGACGAGAUUGCGCAAUCCCUGGGCCUCACGAACGCCCAGGUCAUCACGUGGUUCCAGAACAGGAGGGCGAAGCUCAAGCGCGACAUGGAAGAGUUGAAAAAGGACGUUGAGCAUGCCAAAGCGACCAACACGUCCAAGCACAUCAUCGAGAAUAUCCACGAUCUCAGACUCUUGAAGAAGUCCAAGGAAGGAAAGAUACUGUGUACCAUGAUACCCUGA